Molecule: messenger RNA, 2647 nt
Organism: Sphaerodactylus townsendi
Lineage: Eukaryota; Metazoa; Chordata; Lepidosauria; Squamata; Sphaerodactylidae
Gene: CHPF2
Product: chondroitin polymerizing factor 2
Exons: 4
Coding region: 286-2580 (764 amino acids)
Cellular component (GO): Golgi cisterna membrane
Molecular function (GO): glucuronosyl-N-acetylgalactosaminyl-proteoglycan 4-beta-N-acetylgalactosaminyltransferase activity
Source: RefSeq, a predicted model, not a curated record
GCCCCGCGCCCGCCGCGCGGCGCCCUGGGAAAUGGAGUCCGCCCCUUCCGCUCUCCCUCCUGCCAGGCGGCGGCGGCGGCGGCGGCGGCGGCUCAAGGGCGCGUCUGAGCGCGGCGCGUGUCUGCGGCCCCCGGGCGACGCGUGUCUCGGGCCGCCCCCUCCCCUCCCCCCCUCCCCUCCCCCCCCGCGGCUUCCCGGCUCCUCGCUGGCCCCGGGGAGGGCGCGGCCGGUGCAGAUGGGGCGCCGGGGCCGGGCGGCGUCGUGAGGCUGCUGAGCCCGCCCGCCAUGCGGGGGGCGGCGAGGCUGCUGCUGGGGCCCCUCCGGCCGGCGCUGCCGCUGCUGCUGGGCUUGUCGCUGGGCUGCAGCCUGAGCCUGCUGCGCGUCUCCUGGAGCCAGGGCGGCGGCGGCGGAGGGGGGGAGCCCUGCCUGGCCCCCGACGGCCGCCCGCCCGCCGCCGCCGCCCCCCCCGGGGGCCCCCGCCAAGAGGACUUCCGGCCCCGCAUCGUCCCCUACUCCCGGGACCCCAGCAAGCCCCACAAGAAAGUGCUCCGGACACGGUACAUCCAGACGGAGCUGGGCUUCCGUGAGCGCCUCCUUGUGGCUGUGCUGAGCUCAAAGGCUACCCUGAACACUCUGGCUGUGGCCGUCAACAAGACCGUGGGCCACCACUUCUCUCACCUGCUGUACUUCACGGGCCUGCGCAGCGCCAAGACGCCCCACGGCAUGACGCUGGUCUCCCACGGCGACGAGCGCCCCGUCUGGCUGAUGUACGAGACGAUGCGCUACAUUCAUCAGCACUUGGGGAGCGACUUCGACUGGUUCUUCGUCAUGCAGGACGACACCUACGCCCACGCGGAGCAGGUCAAGGCCCUCGUGAGCCACCUCAGCAUCAGCCAGGACAUCUACCUGGGCCGGGCGGAGGAGUUCAUCGGAGGGGACGAACGGGCCCGGUACUGCCACGGGGGCUUUGGCUAUCUCCUCUCCCGCAGUCUGCUGUUGAAGCUGCACCCCUACCUGGACAGCUGCCGCAACGAAAUCCUCAGCGUGCGCCCGGACGAGUGGCUGGGGCGGUGCCUUGUGGACUUCCUGGGCGUCAGCUGCGUCUCACAGCAUCAGGGCCAGCUGUACCUGACACACGAGCUGGCCAAGAACGCAGACCCAGAGAAGGAGGAGGGGCGGGGGCUUUGGGGGACGGUUGCUGUUUACCCCGUCACGGACCCCUCCCUCAUGUACAGUUUGCACAAGCAGUUCAGCAGGAUCCAGUUGGACAAGACCUACCAAGAGAUGGAGCAGCUGCAGGUGCAGAUCCGUAACCUGACCUCUCUGAUGCCCUCAGGCGAGGCAGGCCUGGCGUGGCCCGUGGGCAUCAGCGCUCCCUUCGUGCCUAAGUCCCGCUUCGAGGUCAUCGGCUGGGAGUAUUUCACCGAGCAGCACUCUUUCUCCUGCCCCAGCGGGGCCCCCAAGUGCGAGCUGGUGGGAGCCAGCAAGGCGGACGUGGCGGACAUCCUGCAGGCGGCCCUGGAGCAGCUGAACCGGCGCUACCAGCCACGGCUGCGGUUCCACAAGCGGCAGCUGCUGAACGGGUACCGCCGCUUUGAUCCUACCCGGGGCAUGGAGUACCAGCUGGACCUGCUGCUGGAGGCGGCCACCCAGAAGGGGCACCGGCACCUGCUGGCCAAGCGGGUGAGCCUGCUGCGCCCCCUCAGCAAGGUGGAGAUCAUCCCCAUGCCCUACGUGACGGAGGCCACCCGGGUGCAGCUGGUGCUGCCCCUGACGGUGCAGGAGCGGGACUUCGUGGGCAGCUUCCUCGACACAUUCGCCAUGAACGCCCUGGACACGCACGACAACGCCUGGCUCCUGCUGCUCUUCAUCUACGAUCCCUACGAUGCCCAGCGGGUUGGUCAGGUGGACGUCUUUGCGGGGGUCAAGGCCAUGGUGGCUGAGCUGGAGAAGCGCUAUGCAGACGUGAAGAUCCCCUGGAUCAGCGUGAAGACGGAGGUCCCUUCCCAGGUGAAGCUGAUGGACGUGAUCUCCAAGAAGCACCCGGUCGACACGCUCUUCUUCCUGGUCAGCGUCUGGACGGAGGUGACGGGGGAGGUCCUGAACCACUGCCGCAUGAACGCCAUCAGCAGCUGGCAGGUCUUCUUCCCGGUGCACUUCCAGGAGUUCAACCCCGCGCUGACCUACCGAGGUGAGCAGGCCGCCUCCGCCGCCGCCGCCUCCUCCUCCAGCGCGGACUUCCUGCGGGACGGGCACUUCGACCGGCACGUCUUUGCCGAGGCCUGCUUCUACAACUUGGACUACAUGGCCGCCCGCUCCAAGCUGGCUGCCGACAUCCUGGACCAGGACGAGGUGCUGGAGGGCUUGGAGGUCUUCGAUGUCUUCCUCCGCUAUUCGGAGCUGCACCUCUUCCGGGCUGUGGAGCCGGGGCUAGUGCAAAAGUACGCGCCAAGGAGCUGCGACCCGCGGCUGAGCGAGGAGCUCUAUCACCACUGCAUCCUCAGCAACUUGGAGGGGCUGGCUUCCCGCUCACACUUGGCCAUGGCCCUCUUCGAACAGGAGCAGGCCAACAGCACCUGAGCGGGGAGGGAGGGAGGGAGGGGUUUUAUAGGAAAAGCCAUUAAAGCGAUGAGGCCCCCGGCCCCCA